Micropterus salmoides (largemouth bass) is the source of this 3109-nucleotide messenger RNA. Its product is annotated as long-chain fatty acid transport protein 1-like. The transcript is spliced from 13 exons. Bases 187 to 2232 code for a protein of 681 amino acids. Gene Ontology annotation, molecular function: long-chain fatty acid transmembrane transporter activity; fatty acid transmembrane transporter activity; long-chain fatty acid-CoA ligase activity. Gene Ontology annotation, cellular component: plasma membrane; mitochondrial inner membrane. Gene Ontology annotation, biological process: long-chain fatty acid import into cell; adiponectin-activated signaling pathway; response to insulin. NCBI's taxonomy places the organism in Eukaryota, Metazoa, Chordata, Actinopteri, Centrarchiformes, Centrarchidae. The record is from RefSeq and is a predicted model, not a curated record.
UACAGUAUGUGCUGCCACUCUUCACUCACUUUAGUCUUAAGCUCCUGCUCACACUGUGGCUCCACUAAAGAGUUUACUGAGACUUCUUUGGACUCGUGGAAGAGCCCUUUAAAGCACAUCGCUGCUGCUAACUUUUGUCUUUAUUUCUAGGUGGAACAGGAUUUAAAUUUUUGGACAGAUAAUACUAUGCAUCUGAUGAGUGGUGUCCUAGUGUGCCUCUGUGCGUUUGGGGCUGUUAGGCUGCUCUCCCUCCCCUGGUUUUGCAGCUUGUUGGCAGGGCUGGGGCUCUUCGUGGUCUGGAGGGGUUCCUGGAAGUUCAUACUUGUAGUUCUACGCACCAUCAAAAGAGACCUAAUGUGUCUGGCUGUGAUUCUGCGAGUGAAGUCUUCCAUGGACCGUAACCUGCGAAACAGAAGCACCAUCCCUGCCCUGUUUGCCCAGAUGGUGACCCGGCACCCAGACAAACCUGCUUUUAUCUACGAGACUACGGGAGAAGUGAGGACUCAACAAGGAAUACAAAUAAAUGCAUGCUUCAAUAUCAGUCAUAUUGUUGUCAAAGCUGACUGCAUUUCCAUGUUCAUUAUAUUCCAGGUUUGGAGUUUCAGGGAGCUGCAGGAGCGAUGCCAUGCUGUGGCUCACUGGGCACUGGCUCAGGGAUGGGCUGAGGGAGAUGUGGUGGCCUUGUACAUGGAAAGCCAGCCUUUAGUGGCGGCUCUGUGGUUGGGUCUGGCUAUGAUCGGUGUAGAGACGGCACUCAUCAACCACAACCUUCGGCAGCACUCUCUGCUUCACUGUGUUAGCGUGUCUGGUGCUCGGGCAAUGGUGUUCGGGACAGAGAUGAGAGAAGCGGUGUCAGAGGUGAGCGGCUCUCUGCAGCCCGACAUGGUUUUUUUCAGCAGUGGUGAGCGGGACGAUGAUGAAAUGCUCAGAAGCCUCCAAGUUCAAAGCCUGGACGCCUUGCUGGACCGUUCGCCCAAACACCCUCCGAACUACACACUCAGGAAGGGAUUCAAUGACAGACUUUUCUACAUCUACACUUCUGGUACAACAGGAAUGCCAAAACCAGCUGUUGUGGUGCACAGUCGGUAUUAUCGCAUUGCUGCCUUUGGCUUCUACUCCUUUGGCUUGUGUCGUGACGACAUCAUCUACAACUGCCUUCCCCUGUAUCAUUCUGCAGGUACCAUCAUGGGUGUAGGCCAGUGUUUGCUCUUUGGUUUGACUGUUGUAGUAAGGAGGAAGUUUUCAGCCAGUCGCUUCUGGGAUGAUUGUGCCAAACACAACUGCACAGUAAUUAUAUACAUAGGUGAGAUUUGCCGAUACCUUUUGGCCCAGCCAGUCCGUCCAUCUGAGGCACAUCACUGUGUGCGUGUUGCAAUGGGUAACGGCCUUCGUCAGUCAGUGUGGGAAGAGUUUGUCCAGAGAUUCAGAAUCAAACGAGUUGGGGAAUUUUAUGGCGCCACCGAGUGCAACUGCAGCCUGAUUAACAUAGACGGAAAGGUGGGGGCAUGUGGCUUCAACAGUCGCAUCCUGCCAAGCUUUUACCCCAUCAGAUUGGUCAGGGUGCAGGGGGAGAAUGGACAGCUGCUCAGGGAUUCACAGGGACUCUGUAUACCCUGUCUGCCUGGUGAGCCAGGUAUGUUAGUGGGACGCAUAAACCACACUGAUCCGCUCAGGAGAUUCGACGGUUACGCUGAUCAGGAUGCCACAAAUCAGAAAAUAGCUCACAAUGUCUUCAAGAUGGGAGACUCUGCUUACGUCUCAGGUGACGUGCUGGUGAUGGAUGAAUAUGGCUACAUGUAUUUCAGGGACCGCAGUGGUGACACAUUUCGUUGGCGAGGGGAGAACGUUUCCACCACAGAGGUGGAGGGUGUCCUUAGCCGGCUGUUGGGUCACACUGAUGUAGCUGUCUAUGGAGUUUCUGUACCAGGUGUGGAGGGAAAGGCCGGUAUGGCAGCAAUAGCUCACACAGGAGGCCAGUUUGACCUCGAUGCGUUCUUGAUCGCUGUACAGAAAGCCCUGCCAUCCUACGCACGCCCCGUCUUCCUCCGACUCAUGCCCUGUGUUGACACUACAGGUACCUUCAAAAUCCAGAAGACACAAGUGCAGAGGGAAGGAUACAAGCCAAAAGACUCGCUUGAAGAGAUUUAUUUUCUGAACAGUUGUGCUGGGCAUUACGAGGCUGUCACCGAUGAACUAUAUAGUGCCAUCAUGGAGGGGAGAGUGUGUCUAUGAGACAGGAGGAGGCUGAGAAGAUACAGACUGUUAUAGAGGACAGAGUUUAUUUUUCAAUGGGGAAAGAGAGGGAAAAGAAAACUGUUUACACUGAUAUAAAUAUAAUUGGGUCACUGUGUUUUGCAAUUGAACAAACCCAUUUAUUUGUUACCAAAUUUAAUGCAAUUUCCUAACUUUGCAUCAGUGUUAUUCCAGAUCCAGUAAAAUACUAUAUAAGCCUGUAACAGUUGAUGGCAUUUAAAGAGAGGACAACAUGAAUCAUCAAUCUAAAUUCAUCAAUUUAAAGUAAAACUCAAAUUAUAAGCCUCUGUUGUCAGGAUAUACAGUGGAAACCACUUUUAGUGAUCAUGAAAUUAAGCAGAUGUUUUUUCUAUUUUUAAUUUGUCAUGUAGAUUACCAUCUAAAUGACAUUUGUAUAUUUAUUACAUGAAUAUAAAGUAAUGAAACAGACAGCUUUGCUGUUUACUGGAUUUUAUUGGCUGUAAAAUACGGUGCAGCUGUUUCACUGUACAAAUUAAAUUACUGUACAGUGUAUAAUUCAAAUACAUUUCACAGUAAUACAGUAUUGUAUAAAAUAUAGUUUACUGUAGUUGAAAUUAUAAUUAGGCUAGAGGCUAAAACACUAUUGUGCUGUUUACAAAUACAGUAAAGUCAGUGUUACAAAUGGGCUACUAAGCCACAGCUUGGCGCUGGUGUCAGUGCAUUUCAUAAUUUUUAUCAGGCCUGAAAUUAGACUGUAGGUGAACUGGUAGCAGAGUUUGAACACAAAUGUAUUGAUAAAAUGUACAUAUUUUUUUUUCCAUAUAUAUUUAUAUGUAUGAAAAGACCCACUGAACACUGUAUACAUGAAUUGUUUAAAACAGCAUUUGUAUGGGAA